Ipomoea triloba (trilobed morning glory) is the source of this 2065-nucleotide messenger RNA. RefSeq names its product OVARIAN TUMOR DOMAIN-containing deubiquitinating enzyme 12-like. Gene Ontology annotation, biological process: protein deubiquitination. Gene Ontology annotation, molecular function: cysteine-type deubiquitinase activity. Lineage: Eukaryota; Viridiplantae; Streptophyta; Magnoliopsida; Solanales; Convolvulaceae. The record is from RefSeq and is a predicted model, not a curated record. The transcript has 12 exons. The coding region runs from base 470 to 1516 and encodes 348 amino acids.
GAAAAUAGAAGUAGGAAAUAAGCGCGAGAAAAGGGCGUUAGAGAAAUCAGGACAGGAGUGGAAGCACAGUAAGCGUGAAAGUGAGAUGAAGAGUGUGAUUCCAUUUUCAGAGAUUGAUUCCAUCUCUGUUGUCCAUUUCCCUUCCAUCAUUGACUGUCUAUCUGUUACGCUCUCUAACUCACUGUACACUCCUCGUGACAUUCGUCCUUCUCCUCUCCCUUUCUUCUUCUUCAUCUCCACUCGCCUCCCCCGCCUUACUCUUCACAUUUUGCGUCAUCUCGGAGCAUUCUGAUUCAUGCGUACGCACCAAGCCACAUCCAUUCAAUCGCGUUCUACCUGGAUUCGCCAAGCUCUCGAGAUUCAGCAACUGAGCUGUCUAUUCCCUUCAUAGUUUGCCCCAACGCUGGCCAGUGAUUCUCUUCAGAUUCUGGUGGACACUGUACUGCUGAUUAAGAAAAUAUUUUUCUAAAUGAUUACAUAUGACCAAGAUCCUGAUGUGGUUAGGUGGGGUCUCCAGCUAUUUGACGGUGAUCCAUAUUCUAACUACUAUGGCUGCUCCAUCACCCAAAGUGGUCCAGAUUAUUAUCAAGAUCACUACUUUAAAGAAGGUAUUUAUAAUCUAGCUUCUAGCCUGGAAAACAAUGAGUACAAUGCAUGCUCUCUUGGGGAACAACUAUCACAGCUCUCAGUUGCUGAACCCCAUUCAGACGUUCAUCCAGUGAUAGAUCAUACACAAACACCCUAUUAUUCUCAGGGAUGGUUUAGUCAACCUAUGGGUAGCUAUACAUUUGGAGAUGAGAAUGGUGAAGAAGAAACAACUAAUGUUGGACCAUCCAGUUCAUGUUCUAGUCCUCGAGAAGGCUCAUACUCUGAGGAGGAGUGGUCCUAUUCUCUUGAAUUAUUGGAUGAAUAUGAUCUUGAUGGUGAAGUAGGCAAAAGGUUGAACCAGAUGGUUCCUAUUCCACAUAUUCCUAAAAUUAAUGGGGAAAUACCAUCAAUUGAUGAGGCUACUUUAGAUCAUCAAAGGCUCUUGGACAGACUGCAGAUGUAUGAGCUAGUAGAGUCUAAGGUUCAAGGGGAUGGUAAUUGUCAGUUUCGGGCUCUCUCCGAUCAAUUUUACCGUAGCACUGACCAUCACAAAUUUGUUAGACAGCAAAUUGUGAAUCAGCUCAAAUCGUGUAGAGAGAUCUACGAAGGAUAUGUGCCCAUGGCAUAUGAUGAUUAUCUCCGUAAGAUGUCAAAGAGUGGUGAGUGGGGAGAUCAUGUAACAUUGCAAGCUGCAGCAGAUUUGUAUGGUGUAAAAAUAUUUGUCAUUACAUCUUUCAAGGAUACUUGCUACAUUGAAAUAGUCCCCAACAUUCAAAAGUCUGAACGAGUUAUUUUCUUGAGCUUUUGGGCUGAAGUUCACUAUAACUCGAUACAUCCCGAAGGAGAUGUUAUCGCGGUUGAUAGUAAAAAGAAGAUAAGUUCAGCCUCUGCUGAUGAGCAGUUGGAAUCUCAAGAUAAUUACAGCUGAUAUAUUGAUUCGAAGCAAUUAGCUGCUGGCGUGACUCUACUUGUUCGAGAAUUACCAUUUACGAAGAUAAAAUCUGAACUUUAGUGCACCUUAUACAUUAGUCCCCCAAUCUCAGGUGUUUGAUCUCAUUUCUCUUCUCAAUCAACUGCUGAGAUUGAGGCACUAAUUGCAGCUGCAAUUGCCAACAUUUUAGUACUAGUAUCUGCUAAUUAACUAAGUCCAACUUCUGAUUCAAUCAUUGCUUCAAUAUAUUGUAUUCGUAAGCCUACUUGCCAAAGAGGCAAGAUGAAUUAUUCAUAAAUUCAGGCAUUGAUGAAACCAUAUGUGCAUAUGUAGAUUAAGCCCACUUGAUGUGUUGGGCCUUACACUUUUAUUUGGCCCAAUAUGGUUGAAUGUUUCUUCUGUCUCUGCUUUAGGCCGUGUAGCAUUGCCAUUUGCCAGUUUGUAACAGGGAUGAUCAGGGUCCACAUUGUAUUGUGAAUUAUGAUUUAAAGUGACAUUCAAAUUAUGUGUUUACAAUUAAUAUAUUAUAUGUUUGCAGUUAACAAA